AUGAUUCGUAUCAUCCUUGCCUUCUCGCUGCUAGCUGCUGAGUGUUUGGCUAUUCAAGAUUUUCACGCGGAUCGUCCCGAUCUUUGCUCAAAAUGCGACUGUAGUGGAUCUGGUGGGUCGGAGCACGAUAUUGGACAUCUAUCCCCUUUAAAGGAGCAUGGAGAUCAUGAACAUCCAAAUCCGUGUAUCCAAUGCUGUAGAAAUGGAGAUACUUCAAGUCAUGGAGAUGGACCGCAUGGUCAUGAUGAUGGGAGAUAA
This is a messenger RNA of Caenorhabditis briggsae, 258 nucleotides long. The record is from RefSeq and is a predicted model, not a curated record. NCBI's taxonomy places the organism in Eukaryota, Metazoa, Nematoda, Chromadorea, Rhabditida, Rhabditidae. The coding region runs from base 1 to 258 and encodes 85 amino acids. The transcript has 2 exons.